AGGAUGAGAUGUCGGUCUCUUUAUAUGAAAAAUCGUUGAGUGAUUUCAUAUCUGUUAAGAGCAAAAAUAUAUUUUCGAGAUUUAAAGUUGACAGCAGUUUCCUUCAGGCAAAUUUAUCUUCGUGGGAAGAAAAUGCCGCCUAUGUGGAAGCUAAAAAGAAGUUUUUGAGCUUAAAAGCAGUAAAUGGCACAGCUGAAAGAGCUGUUAAACUAAUGCAAGACUUUCAUGGUUUGAUAACCGCAGACGAAGAACAAAAGCAGUUCCUUUUACGAUGUGCGCAAGAACAUAGAAAGAUGUAUCCAGAUUGUAAAAAAGAGACUUUAACAGGUCUAUUCUGCGCUGAAUGUGGUAGCUUCAAUUUAAAAGCGAAGUUCACGUCAAAUGGGAGCAAUGCCGAAUAA
Molecule: messenger RNA, 401 nt
Organism: Rhagoletis zephyria (snowberry fruit fly)
Lineage: Eukaryota; Metazoa; Arthropoda; Insecta; Diptera; Tephritidae
Source: RefSeq, a predicted model, not a curated record